Trematomus bernacchii (emerald rockcod) is the source of this 4448-nucleotide messenger RNA. Its product is annotated as NACHT, LRR and PYD domains-containing protein 12-like. Gene Ontology annotation, molecular function: protein binding. The coding region runs from base 247 to 3975 and encodes 1242 amino acids. The transcript has 11 exons. The record is from RefSeq and is a predicted model, not a curated record. NCBI's taxonomy places the organism in Eukaryota, Metazoa, Chordata, Actinopteri, Perciformes, Nototheniidae.
UUAAACCCUUCAUUUGACGGAAAUGAAGCAAGACAGCAUAGAGAAUGGACUUUUGUGGUGUCUACACGUUAUAUAAUAUUCUCCCAAAUAUCAGUCAAGGAUGGCUCUAUUUAAAAUGAAACCAAGACCACCAGUAGGAGCUUUAAAUGGCCAGAGUCUACAUACCAAUCAUGUUAGCCAAUCAGAACUUUUUUGUUACAGACCUUGAGGUUGAAAACAACUGCCUUAUUUCAGCAGAGAGCCACAAUGAAUGCAGAAGACCUUUUAAACACUUUGGAAGAUUUGAAAGAAAAUGAAUUUAAGGCCUUCAAGUGGCAUCUGCAGCAACCUGGAGUCCUGGAAGGCGACCAAGCCAUUAAAGAGUCCAAGCUGGAGAAAGCAGAGAGGCGGGACACAGUGGAUCUGAUGGUGAACACCUACAAACUCCAUGGAGCACUCAAGCUGACCAAGAAGGUUUUAGAGAAGAUACCCAGAAAUGAUCUGGUGCAGAGGCUUUCAUACGCCAGCUCAGGACCAGAAGUCUCAGUUGCUGUCAAAGAUGUUGGAGAGACUUCAGAGAGCAGAGGGACUACCUUCUUUCAGAGGGAAGGUAAAGCUGCGGUUUUCUCUGAUGUGAUUGUUCCAGUACCAGAGCCACAGCCCAUCACAUAUUACCAAAAGUUGCUUCAAUCACACUUCCAGGACAAGUUUAUGUGCGCACAAGAAGGGUGGUUACAGAAAAAGGAUGAGCAACGUCUUGAUGAUAUCUACACAGAGCUGUACAUCACAGCUGGGGGGGACGUAAACAUCAACACACAGCAUGAGGUCAGGCAGAUCGAGGCGUUGGUGGUGAAGCCAGCAGGAACAGAGAAAACAAUUAAACACAGUGACAUGUUCAAACCCCCCUGUGGAAGAUAUAAACCCAUAAGAACAGUACUGACCAUUGGCAUUGCAGGAAUUGGCAAAUCAUUCCUUGUACGCAAGUUUGUGUUGGACUGGGCUGAAGGAAGAACCAACCAAGACGUACAUCUAAUUUUCCCUUUCAGCUUCCGCCAACUGAAUUUGUUUAAGGGAGAAAAGUUUAGUUUGGUAAAGCUCAUUCAGGAAUGCAUCCAGGAAACCAGAGACAUGAAGGAAGAAGUUAUGAAUCACAUCUUUACAACUCUGCAGUCAUCAGGAAACACCAACUAUGACAAGAGCAAGUUUAAACUUCUGUUUGUUUUGGAUGGACUGGAUGAGAGCCGCCUUGAUCUGAACUGCUCUACUAGUGAAUACGAGGCAGUUAACAUUGAUGUGACAGCGUCAAUGUCAGUGGAUUUGCUGUUGACAAAUCUCAUCAAGAAGAACCUGCUUCCCUCUGCUCGCCUCUGGGUAAGCACACGCCCUGCAGCAGCCAAUCAGAUCCAUUCAGAUUUUGUUGACAUGGGGACAGAGGUGAGAGGGUUUACUGAUUCACAGAAGGACGAGUACUUCAAGAAGAGAAUCAGAAAUGAGGAGCAGGCCAGCAGAAUCAUCUCCCACAUUAAGAUAUCACGAAGCCUCCACAUCAUGUGCCAUAUCCCAGUCUUCUGCUGGAUCACUGGUACAGUUCUGGAGGAUAUGUUGAAAAGCAGAGGGCUGGGAGAGCUGCCAAAAACCCUGACUGAGAUGUAUGCAGAGUUCCUGAUGUUUCAGAUUCACCAGACAAAAAAGAAGUAUGCCCACACCCAGUGCAUUAAAUACAUGAAGUCAUUGGCAAAACUUGCUUUCCGCCAGUUGGAAAAGGGAAACAUGAUCUUCUAUGAGAAAGAUCUCAAAGAGAGUGGCAUUGAUGUCAGCAGAGCCUCAGUGUGCUCAGGAGUUUUUACAGAAAUCUUCAAAGAGGAACGUGGGAGGAAGCAUGAUGAACGCAAGAUGUUUAGCUUCGUCCAUCUCAGUGUGCAGGAGUUUUUUGCGGCUCUCUAUGUAGAGAGCUCAGUCAUUGACAGAAAAAAGAAUGUGAUGUGUGACCCAGGCCAAACAACUUGGGCAGUUGAGAAAAUGAGAAUGUUUUUCAGAAAAACAUCUUUGACAGAGGUUCACAUAUUUGCUAUUGACAAGGCCUUGCAGAGUGAAAAUGGACACCUGGAUCUCUUCCUUCGAUUCCUCCUUGGUCUUUCACUGCCAGCCAAUCAGACUGUCCUGAGAGACCUUCUGAAUACGAAAAUAACCUCAACAACCGAUCAGGAAACGGCUGGAUACAUCAAGAAGAAGAUCAGUGAGAAUCUGUCUCCAGAGAGAAGCAUCAAUCUCUUUCAUUGUCUGAAUGAACUGAAUGAUCGUUCUCUAGUGGAUGAGAUCCAACAGUUCCUGAGUUCAGGAAGUCUCUCCACAGAUAAGCUGUCUCCUGCUCAGUGGUCAGCUCUGGUCUUCAUCACACUUUCAUCAGAAUGUGAUCUAGAAGUGUUUGACCUGAAGACAUAUUCUGCUUCAGAGGAGGCGCUUGUGAGGCUGCUGCCAGUUGUCAAAGCCUCCGGAAAAGCUCUGCUCAGUGGCUGUAAUCUUUCAGAGAGAAGCUGUGAAGCACUGUCGUCAGUUCUCGGCUCACAUUCCUCUAGUCUGAGGGAACUGGACCUGAGUAACAACAAACCGAAGGACCCAGGAGUGAAGCUGCUCUGUGCUGGACUGGAGAGUCCAAACUGUGCGCUCGAGAUACUCAGGUUGAGUCAAGCCAGGUUAACAAAGCAAAGCUGUCAGGAGCUUUCAUCAGUUCUCCGCUCACAGUCCUCUCGUCUGAGAGAGCUGGACCUGAGUAACAACGACCUGCAGGAUUCAGGAGUUGGGCUGCUCUCUACUGGACUAGAGAGUCCAGACUGUACACUGGAGACUCUCAGACUGAGUGGUUGUCAUCUUUCAGAGAGAAGCUGUGAAGCUCUGUCUUCAGUUCUCAGCUCACACUCCUCUUCUCUGACAGAGCUUGAUCUGAGUAACAAUGACCUUCAGGAUUCAGGAGUGAAGCUGCUCUCUGUUGGACUGGAGAGUCCAAACUGUUCACUGAAGACCCUCAGGUUGAGUCAAACUGGGCUUAAAAAUAAAUGCCAGGAGCUUUCAUCAAUUCUCAGCUCCCAGUCCUCUGGACUGAAAAAUCUGGAUCUGAGUAACAACGACCUGCAGGAUUCAGGAGUGGAGCUGCUCUCUGCUGGACUGGGGAGUCCACAUUGUAUGCUGGAGACUAUGAGGCUAUCAGGCUGUCUGAUCACAGAGGAAGGCUGUACUUCUGUGGUUUCAGCUCUGAGAUCCAACCCCUUACAUCUGAAGGUGCUGGAUCUGAGUUACAAUCAUCCAGGAGACUCAGUAAUAAAGGAGCUGUCUGCUGGACGGGAGGAUCCACAUUGGAAACUGGAACUCAGGGUGGAACAUUGUAGAGAGCAGAUGCUAAAACCUGGUCUAAGGAAGUAUGCCUGUGAACUUAAAAUGGACACAUACACAAUGAACAGAAACCUUAAGCUGUCUGACAACAACAGGAAGGUGACAUCAGUGACUGAGGAGCAGCCAUAUCAAGAUCAUCCAGAGAGGUUUGACUACUGGCCUCAGCUGAUGUGUAGCAAUGGUCUGACUGGUCGCUGUUACUGGGAGGUUGAGUGGAGAGGAAGGGUCUUCAUAUCAGUGACUUACAGUGGAAUCGAAAGAAAAGGAAACAGAGGUCGCUGCAGGUUUGGAGGGAAUGAUCAGUCCUGGAGUCUGUCGUGCUCGGAUGCUGAAGGUUACUCAGUCUGGCAUAACAAGAGAAGUAUAUACCUCCCUUACUCCUCCUCCUCCUCCUCCUCUUCCUCCUCCUCCUCCUCCUCUGUCUCUAACAGAGUAGCAGCGUAUGUGGACUUUCCUGCAGGAACUCUUUCCUUCUACAUUGUCUCCUCUGACACACUGAUCCACCUCCACACUUUGCAAACCACAUUCUCUGAACCUCUUUAUCCUGGAUUUGGCUUUGGGCUUGGGUUAUUGCCAUAUAGUCCCUCUGUGUCUCUGUGUUCACUGUAGGAGGGAGAGUCUGAAAAACACACAUGCACUUUUUCACCCAAAAAAAGUCCACGGUCACAAAGUGUUGUCUGUCUUCCUGAUGCACACUCUUAUCGUUUAGUUGUAAUGUCAUUUUUUGUGGUUAUCAAUUUCCCAAAAUACCCAGGAUAGACCAACAAAAUGUGAACACAAAGAGCAAAGAUUAACGUUACUGUCUGAACGCAAUGUGCUUUGUAUUGACUCACCUUAUGCUCUUUUAUUAUGUCACUUUAUGUCUGCACAUUUUAAGUGCCUUAAACCACAUUUUAAAGAUGAUUUUGUUCUGAUUUGUCCGAUAAAGACGUUUUUCUCAAAUUAGUAGUCCAUAAUGUCGGUGUCCAAAAAAAUCAGGUUUCAGACCCACAUGAUAAUAUCAAAAAUAUGAUUGUUUCUUCAAACCAAUGUAUUAGAUAGAUAGAUAGAUAGAUAUAGAGAGAGAGAGAGAGAGAGAGAGA